Molecule: messenger RNA, 99 nt
Organism: Colletotrichum lupini
Lineage: Eukaryota; Fungi; Ascomycota; Sordariomycetes; Glomerellales; Glomerellaceae
Exons: 2
Coding region: 1-99 (32 amino acids)
Source: RefSeq, a predicted model, not a curated record
AUGUCGGCCACUUCGGAUAGCCUGGAAAGCCUCAUGAACCCUUAUCUGGACCCUGGCUCUUGCUGGCAGAGUGAUGUCAUGCUUCCCAAGGUCGGUUGA